Messenger RNA from Anopheles marshallii, 1686 nucleotides. Its product is annotated as zinc finger C2HC domain-containing protein 1C. Lineage: Eukaryota; Metazoa; Arthropoda; Insecta; Diptera; Culicidae. The record is from RefSeq and is a predicted model, not a curated record.
AUGUACCUCGCAGGAAAGCGUACGCGCCCACACGUCGUGCGCUCGUUGAAGCACACAGCACACAAAAGCCACCGAGUGAUCCCAGCGCAGGUGAACAUGAAGUUGAAAUCGCUGGAUUACGGUGAUAUUAUCGAAAGUUUUACGAAUCGAUAUGAAAAUAUAGUGAAAAAGAUGCGUUUCCAGCAGCGCCAGCAGCAGGAACGUGACCAGCGAAAGAUAGAGCAGAUUGCGACGAGAACGACCGCCACUACCGGGACGGUGGCCAUCGCAUCGUCACAGGGCGGUCGCACGGCCACAACAACAUCGACCACGAGCAGCAGCGCGGUAAGUGCCACGGUGGAGCUUUCCGAGCGGCUCAAUGCCACCAGCCUAUCGUCCACGCUCGGCGCUGGCAAGGUUCGCCAAAUGUUCGACGAGCGUCGCCAUCGGGUGGCCGGCAUCGACAAAAGCUACCCGUUGCAGCCGAUCCAAACGACUUCCACGGUACCGACGGUAGCCCAUGGUAACCACGCCGUCAGCGGUAACGGCACCAGUAACAGCACCGGCCACGAUGGUGGUGGUGCUUCCCUGGCUCGUGGUAUGGCCAAGACGGGUCUGAACAACAAACCACGUGUCCCACCAAUAUCGGCCAGUUCCCGGACCCGCUUGAUGCAGCACCAAUCCCAGGCGCGUGGGACGAACCUACGUCAGGACAGUCUCGUGGCCAUGCAGACUACACGCAGCAACGGUGGAGACCCGGGCACACUGAUGAUGGAUCCGAACGGUGCCUAUGAUGACAACGAUAAUUUUCUGGAACUGGAAAAGUUUCCAGAUGCAGCAUCGAUCGAUGAAGAUGCGCUAGAUGCGGCGGAUCGUCUAAAUGCCAUCAACGGCAACGGAGCUCCGGCAAAGGUGGGAAAAUCAAACGGAUCUUCUACAAAGAUCGCACCGAGCAGUUCCGUUCAAAAGCCGCUGAAAAAAUCACCGAUUGCUUCGUCCAACUCUGUGGCAACGCGUUCACCAAACGGAUCCGCCAAACCCGGAGUGGCCACACCACGGUCGGUUAAAUCGAACGGACCAUCGCGAACGGUCACACAGCCCAGUCCGUCCGGUUCGGCCAGCUCGGUGCGCCGUCCGUCCUCCGUAGCCAACGGCAACAUGCUUGCACCGUCCAGCGAACCCGUCCCGGACGGUUUGACCCGGUGCGACAUUUGCAGCCGCAACUUCGCCACCGACCGUAUCGACAAGCAUCGCCAAAUCUGUCAGAAAACGAAGACGAAAAAGCGCAAAAUAUUCGACAUCACCAAGCACCGUGUGCAGGGCACGGAUGCGGAAAGUUUCGUGCUGAGAGGGAAAAAAUCCACCUCCACCGGGGCGGCCACCGUGAGCAGGAAACCAUCUAGUCAACUUUCGACGGCCACUGGCGGUGCCGGGGGAAAGCCGAGCAACUGGCGCAAGAAGCACGAAGAGUUUAUCGCGACAAUCCGUGCCGCGAAGGAGAUGAAGGCCCACCUCGCGCGGGGUGGCAAACUGUCGGAUCUGCCACCGCCACCACCGUCGGAGAAUCCGGACUACGUCCAGUGUCCCCAUUGCAUGCGUCGAUUCAAUCAAACUGCCGCCGACCGGCACAUCCCGAAGUGUGCCACGAUGCUGCACAACAAACCGAAACCGAAACCGAAGGCAUCGACCACCAUGCGGAAAUACUGA